CGCCCGACGGGGCGGAGACGGCCAGCCCCUUGCCCGCUCUUCGGCUGGAAGAUGGCGCAGCUGUCUGGGCUGGGGCUGGUCGAGCUGGCCCUGAACGCCGCCGCCUUCCUGUGCGGAGUCAUUUGCGCCUCUGCCCUCGCUGUCACCCAGGGGGAGUUUGGCGGCCAAUGCAUCCUCUACGGGUCUGUGCUCUACAACGGGACACUGAGUUUGGCCACUUCCAGCCACGUCUCCCUCUGCUACUUUGUUUCAGGGGUCUCUCUCCUGGCUGCCAUCUUCUCCUUUGUGUAUCUUCUCCACAGCAUCUAUACCUCCUGCUUUGGUGAUGGCAACAGAUGGCCGGACCACGUGUGGAUCAAGAGGUUGUUGGUCUUCUCGGCUGGGGUCCUUUUCUUCUUACUCAUCUCGACCUGUGUCCUUCGGGUUGGCAUGGAUACUCUCUGUGGGUCCAUUCAGUCAUCUACAGCUGCCACAAGCUGUCAAGAAGCUCAGCACCUCCCCUGGGUCCAUCCUUAUCGUGCCAAAAGGUUUUAUGACAGCCUCUACACUGCAGAGGCAGCUGCUUGGGUGAACUUCUUCUUCUGGUGCCUAACGGUUGUGCUUCGGUGUUUGGAGAGUACCGGCAAAUUUCCAUUCCAGCCCCCACAAAGCAGCGACCUCACAUGGGCUGAUGAGCGCGUGCCCAUCUUUGGGGAUGGACCACACAGGCCUUGAUGAAGUGGAGGUGGCCCCGAGGGAAUAUCAUCAUCACUGCUGCUGUGUAGGGACCAACUCUGGAGACUUCCACCAGCUCUAGAGGCCUUCUGUUCCCCCUGAGCAACAUGAAGGAGAUGGUGGUCUCUCUCCCGCUUGAGGUGUCAUGUGGGUGGAUUUUUCCAAAGAGGCAUCUGACAACUUCUGAUGGGCAAACACUUUCUAAAACAAGACGCUAGGACUGCCUGAAGGCUACACUCUGUGCUCUAGGUAAUCUGCUUCCUUUCCAUCAUAAUAUCACACAAACACGUUGCCCAUCUUUAUCCCCCUUCCCAGCCUCUCCUGAAAAUGGCCAGUCUCCACUGCAAGACUAUGCAGGAGCAUAGGAAGCUGCCUUAUACCAAUGGCCCAUCGAACACUGGACGUAUUGGCCCAAUACUGUCUACACUGACUGGCAGCUGCUCUCCAGGAUUUUCGACAGGAUGAUCAUCCAGGCCUACUUGGAGAUGUCGGGGAUUGACCCAGGGACCUUCUGCAGACAAAGCAGAUGCUCUACCACUGAGCUAUGGCACUCCCCCAAAAUAUCCCAAUCAUGAUGUUACUUUUCAGCAGGGUGAAAAAAAAAUCCUCAGAAUAGACAGGGAAGGGUUAGGCGCAUAAGAAACUGCCUUAUACCAAGUCAGGCCAUUGGUUCAUCUAGCUCCUGCUGGGAGGAAGGGCGGGAUAUAAAUCAAAUCAUAAAUAAAUAGUUGAAUACUGUCUCCACAGACUGGCAGCAGCUCUCCAGGGUUUCAGAUGGAGUCCUUCCCAGACCUACCUGGAGAUGCUGCCAGGGAUUGAACCUGAGACCUUCUGCAUGCAGAGCAGAUGCUCUACCGAUGAGCAAGGUUGCGAGAGAACCAGCACAAUGUGGAUGAAACACAAGCUAUGUCUGUAAUAGCAGAUUUUCAUAUAUACAUUCUCUUGGUGUCCUGAGAAGGGAUCAGGGAAGAACCACCUACUGCUGAAAUGGAGUGCCGUUUAGCCCUGCAAUUCUGGUCCCCAAUGAAUAGCUACCACAUGAGAUUCACACUCCAGGCAUAUGGUCUGGGCACCUCCUGAGAACAGGCAUUCUUCCCCUACCAAUGUGCGUUGAUUGAAGGGUUCUAAGGUACAGCCUGAGUGUGUUUCUCUGUUGAGCCACCCACAUUCUGUCAGGGACACUGUCCUAUUUUGGCCAUCCUGCCAGCAUAUAUCUACUGGCAUUUCAGUUCUGCCAGCACAUCUCAGGUCCUGCUGGCAUUGUGCGGCUUCUGCCAAAUCCUGCACCCCCUGAGUAUAGAAUUGCACCCUAUAUCUGAGAAUUUAUUGCAACAUGGGAAGCUGCUUUAUACCAAGUUUUGCCUUUUGAAUUGAAUUGAAUUUUUCAAUAAAAUAUAAAAUUUUGAAACUUUACAUGAAA
Messenger RNA from Rhineura floridana, 2134 nucleotides. It is a transcript of the gene TMEM179B, whose product is annotated as transmembrane protein 179B. The transcript has 5 exons. The coding region runs from base 52 to 714 and encodes 220 amino acids. The record is from RefSeq and is a predicted model, not a curated record. Lineage: Eukaryota; Metazoa; Chordata; Lepidosauria; Squamata; Rhineuridae.